Messenger RNA from Chanos chanos (milkfish), 1668 nucleotides. It is a transcript of the gene cblc, whose product is annotated as Cbl proto-oncogene C, E3 ubiquitin protein ligase. The transcript is spliced from 10 exons. Bases 1 to 1668 code for a protein of 555 amino acids. Gene Ontology annotation, biological process: negative regulation of epidermal growth factor-activated receptor activity; cell surface receptor signaling pathway. The record is from RefSeq and is a predicted model, not a curated record. Gene Ontology annotation, molecular function: phosphotyrosine residue binding; receptor tyrosine kinase binding; ubiquitin protein ligase activity. Gene Ontology annotation, cellular component: membrane raft; plasma membrane. Lineage: Eukaryota; Metazoa; Chordata; Actinopteri; Gonorynchiformes; Chanidae.
AUGGCUGCUGCUGGAGGUGCUGGAGGUGGAACAGGACGCGGCAUCAAGACCGGGCCUGUCUCCCAGGCCCCCGGUGGCAGCGACCGCAAACUCCUGGAGAAGGCGUUAAAAAGACUAGGUAAACUACAUGGGCUCUGCACCGACCCACGGCUGGGCCUAAAGAACAGCCCUCCCUACCUGCCUGAGAUCAUCACGGAGACAGCCAACCUGCUGACAGAAGUCUGGGGACCCUACAGAGGCCUGACCGUACCCACGCCACGAGCCGACGAAGGGGAGUACCUCAAGAUCCAUAUCCGACACCUCCUGGAUAAGACGGACAGGGCAAUUUUGCUUUUUAAGGAGGGGAGGGAGAAGGUGUUUGAGGAGACGUCUAGCUACAGGAGGAACCUCACUAAGUUGUCCUUGCUGUUCAGUCACAUGCUAUGGGAACUAAAGACCAUGUUUCCAGGGGGAAAAUUUCAGGGGAACACCUAUAGACUUACCAAGACAGAGGCUAUGGAGUUUUGGAGAAGAGCAUUUGGACAUAACUGUAUAGUGCACUGGAGUACUUUUAAGCAGCAUUUGAAGAGGGUCCACAACUUUGAAGAAGGAAUGGAAGCUAUGGCCCUGAAAUCCACAAUAGACCUCACCUGUAAUGACCAUAUCUCCAUAUUUGAGUUUGAUAUUUUCACGCGCCUUUUUCAGCCCUGGUCAUCUCUGCUGAGGAACUGGAACCAGUUGGCUGUGACUCACCCCGGUUACAUGGCCUUUCUCACCUACGACCAGGUCAGGGCACGACUGGAACACUACCGCCAUCGACCGGGCAGCUACAUAUUUCGUCUGAGUUGUACUAGAAUGGGCCAGUGGGCCAUUGGUCACGUGACCAGCGAUGGAAACAUUGUGCAAACAAUCCCCCAGAAUAUACCUCUUUACCAGGCACUCAUUCAGGGCUUCAGAGAGGGCUGCUAUAUAUACCCAGACGGACGUGAUGUCAACCCAGACCUGACUAGCCUGUGUGAACCAGCACAGAGAGGCAAAGUCAGGGUCACGGAGGAACAGUAUGAGUUGUACUGUGAGAUUGGCAGCACGUUCCAGCUGUGUAAAAUCUGCACAGAGAGAGACAAGGACACUCGCAUCCAGCCUUGCGGGCACCUCCUCUGUCAGCCGUGUCUCAGUGGGUGGCAGAAAUCGGACGGACACACCUGCCCUUACUGUCGCUGUGACAUCAGAGGCACAGAGUCCAUCCUGAUCGAGCCAUACCUGCCCGCCAGGGAAAGAAGAGCGGGAAAGAGGGAGGAAGACGAAGAUGAGGAGGAGGAUGAGGACCACGUAGAUGUGGCGCAAGUGAUGGAAAAAUUGGCCACCAUGAAAAAGAUGUCGUCCGAAGAGUACCAGACCCCCAGUUCCAACCUUGCUCCACCCCCGUUACCCCCAAAACACGGCGCCGCUUCCCCCUGUCCCUCCCCCCGACCCCGUCUAAAACAUUCGGUAUCGGACAUGUUGGCUUCAUACCCUCAGUCUAACCUUGGAGAGUACCUUGGGAAGGGACCUCGAACUCACUCACGAAAAAGAAGAACGAGAGGAGAGAGGAGCAAAGGGAAGAAGACUUCAUCCCUCAGAGAGGAAGGCGCAGCCAGAGAGAAACAGAGAGAAACUCGUUGUCCUGAUAUAACGGCGGCAUCACCAUGA